CGUGUAGCUGCAGAUCGCACGCGCCCCACGACCGGCAACGCGAGCGCGACGGACGCGAUGGGCGCGCUGGCCAAGGGAAAGGGCUUGGAGACGUCAGCCGACGCCAGCGCGCAGCGGCAGGCCCAGGAAAUCUUGUGGCCUUGGGUGGCCACGCGGCCGCUGCGCAUGCUGCUCGUGGUGAUGAACACGCUCGCCUUCCAGAACCACAUCCACGAGUGGGCGCGCGACCACCGCCUGCACCACAAAUACACCGACACCGACGCCGACCCGCACAACUCGACUCGCGGCUUCUUCUUCUCGCACGUGGGCUGGCUGCUGGUGCGCAAGCACCCCCACGCGGAGGAGAGAGCCAAGCUGGUGGACAUGAGUGACAUCGAGCAGGACGAGGUCGUCAUGUUCCAAAAGAAAUAUUACCGUGUCUUGAUGCCGUUAAUAUGCUUUAUUAUCCCAACAAUAAUACCUGUAUACGUGUGGAAUGAGACCUGGGAAAAUGCGUGGUUUGUUGCAAUGGUACUUCGCUAUACCUUGUCUCUCAACGGCAUUUUGCUAGUCAACAGUGCUGCUCAUAUGUGGGGUAACAAACCUUAUGACAAGUCUAUCAAGCCUGCCGAAAAUCCUGCUGUGUCCUUUUUAGCAACGGGAGAAGGUUGGCACAACUAUCAUCACACUUUCCCUUGGGACUACAAACCCGCUGAGCUAGGCAACUAUCGUGCUAACUUUGCUACUGCUUUCAUCGACUUCUUUGCUCUCAUUGGCUGGGCCUACGACUUGAAGACAGUUCCAGCCUCUAGUAUACAAAACCGAAUGGCACGCUCUGGAGAUGGAAGUCAUGAGAUGUGGGGCAGGGGAGAACAAGGAUAA
This is a messenger RNA of Gryllus bimaculatus (two-spotted cricket), 861 nucleotides long. Lineage: Eukaryota; Metazoa; Arthropoda; Insecta; Orthoptera; Gryllidae. The record is from the annotation of a GenBank genome assembly.